Ilex paraguariensis (yerba mate) is the source of this 1683-nucleotide messenger RNA. The record is from the annotation of a GenBank genome assembly. Lineage: Eukaryota; Viridiplantae; Streptophyta; Magnoliopsida; Aquifoliales; Aquifoliaceae.
AGUUGUCACACAAUGAAAACCGUUUAUUAGGCAACCUCCUCGCCCUUCUCUCUCUCUCUCUCUCCAUAUCCAUGUUCCUCCCCCACCCCCAUUCUCUUCUUUGGUUCUCCUUUCUUUGACUGCUCUUGAUUCGUUAAUUUCCCAUUCCAAUCGGAAUCUCUGGCUCUGUGUGUGUGUGUUUAUGAGUUGAUUUCGAUUGAAAUAAUUCUUCUGCUAUGUCUAUUUGAAUCAUAAAAGCAAUACAGGCCUUUUUGGGUUUUAACCCAAUUAGGAUUUGGUCAACCUUUACGUCUCUUUUUCUUUCGUGUCUUUUCUCUUUUUCUUCAUUGGGUAAUUAUGGGUUUUGAAUUUGUGUUUCUGGGUAUUUUCCCUUUUCUUGGUUAACUUUGUGUUGGAGGGUCUUUGGGCUUUGUCGCCUUCUUAGGGUUUACCAUUCAUUUUUAUUAAAUGUUAUUGGGUUUGGGGUUUCAUUGGCAAAAAAGAGAUGGUUGGUGAUAAGAAAGUUAGGGUUUUGAAUUGCUGAAAAGUCAAUUUCUUUUUUUUUUUCCUCAUAUUUUUAUUGGUCAGGGUCCUGGGGUCAAUAGUGGAGGCAAUUGUUAUUGCCGUCUUGGAAUCGGGUCGUUAUAUUUGGUUUUUAUAGGAUUAGUUGUUUUCUGCUUCAUUUGAUUGAGUUGUUACUGUAGUUGUGGAUUUGGAUUAUUUGUUAUACCAUCUGGAUUGUUGAAAAUGGAUUCGAAAACAAGUGAGCAAGGUGGAGAUGUUCCAAAAACACGGAAUUUGGACGAUCAAGAGGGGCGUUUGAACUCAAAAAUGAAAGGAGUUGGAAGUCUUAGCGAGAAAAGUAUAUCGAUGAAGGGUCCGGGAAAUCUUAGUAGCAAAGAUAUGAUAUUUAGAGCUGAUAAAGUUGAUCUCAAAAACUUGGAUGUUCAGCUGGAGAAGCACUUGAGUCGAGUUUGGUCAAGAAACACAGAGUCUCAAAAGCCUAAGGAAGUUUGGGAGAUUGAUCCAUCUAAGCUGGAUAUAAGAUACCUUAUAGCUCAGGGCACUUAUGGGACUGUGUAUCGGGGUACUUACAAUAACCAAGAUGUUGCAGUGAAGCUGUUGGACUGGGGCGAGGAUGGCUUGGCCACAACUGCUGAAACUGCUGCUUUGCGAACAUCAUUUCAGCAAGAGGUUUCCGUUUGGCAUAAGCUUGACCAUCCAAAUGUCACAAAAUUUGUUGGUGCUUCAAUGGGGACUUCGAAUCUUAAGAUUCCUUCUAAAAACCCUUCCACUGAUGGUUAUAUUAACCUACCAUCAAGGGCAUGUUGUGUGCUUGUGGAAUACCUCUCAGGCGGGACACUGAAAAACCUCUUAUACAAAAAUAGGAAAAAAAAACUUCCCUUUAGGAUUGUGAUUCAACUUGCUUUGGAUCUCUCUAGAGGAUUGAGCUAUCUACAUUCGAAAAAGAUUGUGCAUCGUGAUGUCAAAGCCGAAAAUAUGUUGCUAGAUGCUCAUAGAACUCUAAAAAUUGCUGAUUUUGGUGUUGCUCGUGUUGAAGCCCAGAAUCCUCAGGACAUGACUGGUGAAACUGGAACCCUAGGGUACAUGGCCCCAGAGGUAAUCAUGCUUUCUGACAAGCUAUCAUGGAGUGAAAACAGUUCUUCACCAGACUUAGUGAUGUGGUUGAGUCUUCUUUGCUGA